This is a messenger RNA of Gregarina niphandrodes, 1581 nucleotides long. RefSeq lists its product as hypothetical. The transcript has a single exon. Bases 1 to 1581 code for a protein of 526 amino acids. The record is from RefSeq and is a predicted model, not a curated record. Lineage: Eukaryota; Apicomplexa; Conoidasida; Eugregarinorida; Gregarinidae.
AUGAAGGAAGCAAAGGGUCUGAAGGAAGCAAAGGGCCUGAAAGAAGCAAAGGGUCUGAAGGAAGAAAGGAGUCUAAAGGAAGAGAGAGGCAUAAAGAGGCGAGGGAACCGCCUGGACGAUGCCCAUGUCCCGAAUUCUAGCCGCGUCGUGGAAGGAACCCGACCGGUGGAGGGAACUCGACCGAUGGACGGAGCCCGGCAUGAAUGUUUGGUUGACGAUACCCGAAUUUUGGAAGACACUAGGUUCCUUGAGGACUCUCGAGGAAGAGAAGACGGCCGAAGACGAGAAGAUGGUCGGGGACUGGUAGCUGGAAGCUUAGUCAGUGUUGAGCCACUAAGGGUUGGUGGUCGUGAUCGAAGAGGUUGGGGCACGAGUGGUGAGGACUCUAGUCAUCGGGAGGAGUCGAGUAACCGCGGAUCCGUGGACAAGAUAGUUAGCAAGAAAACGGACUUUUCUGAGAGAGACCUGCCUUUUGGGGAAGCUGUAGGCCUCACCGCUGCGGACCUUGCCAUGCCCCCUAUGCCCCGGAAUAUGUUACCUAACGUGUUACCAAAUGUGUUACCGAACGCCUCACCGAACGUGUUACCGAGCGUGUUGCCAAAAAUGCUACCGAUACAGAUGUUGCCGAACAUGUUGCCGAACAUGUUGCCGGUGCAACCGAGUGCAAGAAGUGUGCGCCCUAGCACACUUGGAGACGCGAGUCUACUCGCCACUGAGCUGAAGGCGGCAGCCCGAGGGAAAAUGACGAGUCAGCUCAAGACAGCGAGUCAGCUUAAGGCGGGCAAUCCGGUGAGCAAUGCGGCCGCUGCGGUUUACCUCGGCGUCCCGGCAGGACCUGCAGCUGCGGCCAGCGCCGCGGGUCUGAUCGGGGGCGGCGCUCAAGAGUGUGCUCUUCCUUCCGGCGCUUUUGCAACAGCAAAUACCUCCGUUGGAGCAAAUACUUCCGUCGGAGCGGCGAAUGCGUCUGGCGGAGGAAGUGGUCCAUACUCAGGUUCUUCGGAAGCGUUGGAUUUGGGAGGUUGGAAGUCAGUGCAGCGGGGGUCGGUGCAGGCUGAAGUGCCGCCAGUUGUGCGGUCUUUGUCGAAGCACACUUCGUCUCCGUUCAUUGCGUCCUUUGCGGGUGGUUGGCCGGAGGGUUUCAGUGGUGGUUUGACGAAGCUUUCACCUUCGCAACGAACGGAGAGGCUGCAGCCGGGCCGGAUGAAGAGUCUUGUGGGUAAGAGCUUGGUCGGCAAGAAUCUGGCGACUACCGCGGAAGAUGAUGACGACGAUGAUGAUGAGAGCUCUCGGUUCGCUGUCGCUUCCGUUAUCCAUCGCCAACUCCCUGGCCGCUCACCCAGCAACAGCGCUGUCCGCUCGCCUGUCUGCCAACCUCAGUUCCGGCUCAAACAGGCCAGCGGCGUACGAGACGCCGGCUUUCGGGACACAAACCCUGUAACCAACGCGCCCUCCUCCUCUGGGGAAGAAUCGAUGACCUUGCGACCAAGAGUUCUCUCUGGCGAAGCCGCGUAUGAGAACAGCAUAUGGGCACCGCUAGAUGCGAAGCAUAUAACCAAUAAUGUAACCACACACCAAACUUAA